Molecule: messenger RNA, 1203 nt
Organism: Dendroctonus ponderosae (mountain pine beetle)
Lineage: Eukaryota; Metazoa; Arthropoda; Insecta; Coleoptera; Curculionidae
Product: tudor domain-containing protein 3
Biological process (GO): mRNA processing
Cellular component (GO): cytoplasm; nucleus
Molecular function (GO): RNA binding
Source: RefSeq, a predicted model, not a curated record
AUUUUUUUCUAGGUUAGUUUUGCGAUUUUUUUUCAACAGUCAACCAUCUAAAAAUAUCUCUGAUUUUGUAGGAGCUCAGCUGGAUAUUUAUCUAGGAAAAAAUGUCCAACAUUCUGGGCUCCGAAUGGAGCCUCUCGCCCGAUGGAAUAAACGCUGUAACAGAGAAUGGGGCCAUUUCCGACCAAAAACUCAUCCUCAAAAGAGCCCUAGACUGUGAUCUCAAAUCGAUUGGAAAGCCUGCUCUAGCUAAAGAGUUGGCCAAAUCCGAAGUGAAACAAUUAGUACUGCAAAUACAGAAAAUCAGAAACAUUUCAGCGCCCAAAGCCAAAGAGGGCUCACAAGCAGCCCCUCGAAUGUUGAAAAUUACCCUAACAGAUGGUGAAUCUUAUAUACAAGCCAUUGAGAUGGCCCCAAUCGGUGCCAUUAGCAGGGAAAAUACAGCGCCCGGCACCAAAGUGCUUGUCAAGGGGGCGAAGAUCUGUCAAAUGAAGGCGCUCCACCAUGGGUAGCUUUUGGGGGCAAAAUCAUCUCAGGCAGACCCGACGGUUCGUUCAAAUCGUUGGUAAAGGGCAAAGACGAUAAUUCCGACUCAGAGUUCGAACAGCUGCGAAAAGAUGCGAUUGCCGAGGCAGCCACUGGGGUUGUAAAAAAGUCGUUUGGGGGCAGAGUCAGACAGAAUGUCCAACCAGUGCAAAAUACCCAUCAAUACAAUAAAGGCCGACCACAUGAUAGAGAUAGAGGCGAUCAAGACAGGGGUAGAAGAGGCAGAUUUGCAUCCAGAGAUAAUGAUGAUGGUGCUGAAACAUUUCAAAAGCCAUCAGAAAAAAUAUCCCUUUUCUCCUUUUUGGCGGACAAGCUUCCAGUUACUGACUCACCGGCGAAUGGGGCAAAAGACAAUUUCGGAAAACCGCAAUACCAGGGACCACCCAAUCAGAACAGGAAUAACAACAAUAAGUACGGACAAUCACAAGCACAGGGCCCUUCUAACCAGAGAAGAAAUAUACUUUUGCCGUUCAAUUCAAAGGAUAUGGGAACAUCGAGGAAGUGUUGAAGCAGGACUGCUUUGCACCCAAUAACUCUCGAAGCCCGAACAGCAAUUAUCCAAACAGUUUUGCAGGUAGCUCCAUGGAAUUUCGAAGCAGACGAGGCCCGCCUAGGAACUAGCGUUUAAGCAAAAAAUAACUUUUUAUAAGUCAUAGCAUU